Molecule: messenger RNA, 837 nt
Organism: Neospora caninum
Lineage: Eukaryota; Apicomplexa; Conoidasida; Eucoccidiorida; Sarcocystidae
Exons: 5
Coding region: 1-837 (278 amino acids)
Source: RefSeq, a predicted model, not a curated record
AUGUCGGGAGGAAAUUACCAGGGGAGCUACGAGACGCAGGCCGGUACCCGCCACGCGGAGGAGGAAGACAGCGUGCAGGUACUUCUCUGCGGAACGUCGAACGAAGGGACGAUCACAGACUUCGCGCGCGAGCAGAAUCGCUUUGGUGGCGGCGCUUCGUAUCCUUUUUCACCGCACGCAGCUGUCGAAGCCGCGCCCGCAACUGACGCAGAUUACCUGUUUGAGCAAGCGGAAGGGGGGGAGGCGAACUUUCCUUCCCAGCUGGAUGCGACCGCACAGAGACCAGCAACCGAAGGCGCCGGCGUCGGCGAGAACAUUGAAGGCCUCCUCGAAUGCUCAGAAGAUCCGGCGGGGGGGACUGCGACUUCUCUGCUUUCUUCUCUUUCGGGGCAGUCGAAGCUCGCCUCUUCACAGUCGCUUCUGCGCAGUCCGUCGGAGCGCCUGGACGCUUCGCUGCCGCGGCCGGAAGGCGCCGAAGCCGCCGCGCGCGCGCCGUCGUCUCUCCCCGCCCGCGGAGUCCCGACGUCGUCAGUCCCCGACGUCGACGCUGCGACGGCUGAGGGAAAGGUCGUCAUGGAGUGGGAAGUUUCGCGGGAUCGAAAGUGGCUGUACGCCCGCGAUAAAUCCCAGUGGUUCAACUACGGCUUCGACGAAACAACCUUCCGGGAGUGGAUUCAAAAGCUCCGCGACGAGCGCGUUGCGAGGCUGGCCCAUCGGUCCGUGCUCGUGGCAGGCGACGAGCCUCAAUCGGCCCAGCAUUUUCUUCCUUCGGGGCCGCAAGUCUUUGGAGUGCAUGCGCCCUACAACGCUCAAGAUCCAAACUCAUGUCAUCGAUGA